UAUUGCAGAACAACAUCAAUAGGUAUCUAUGUCAGAAGUAUUCUAGACUUUAAUUUUGAAAAUACUUCUUCAAACAAUGCAGGUUUUGAAGGAAUAAUAUAUAUAAUAAACAAACCUACUAGCAGCAUCUACAACAGUAGUAGUAGCAGCAGCAGGUUCGGGUUGGGGAAGAUUCAGCAUUCCAGGUCGGUUGUUGUAUCUUGUGGAUGGUUUUGUUCCACACCAGUUCAGGUGCGUUCAUCCAAAGACAAAACAUAUACGCUGCAUUCUCUUAUUGGAUCUUCACAACUAAUACAUUAGGUACUCAUAUAUAGGUUGUUUUUAUUUUAAUUCAUUCAUUCGGUUGAAUAUUCUUGUCAAAAAAAUUGUUUCAGAAAUACUUUUAUACGAAAUUUGGUUUACAACGUUCUAUUCGAUUUAACAUUCUGCAGUAUAUUGCUGAAUGUACCUAUCUGGUUUCCUUGUAAUAACGCACCUUAAAACUGCAUUGAAUUGUACAUAAUAAUAUGAGCGUCAGUGUUUAGCGUACUCUGUGCAUGCAUAUAGAUAUAUUUAUGUGUCCAACCAAAAACAACCGUAAAAUGAUUCUUAGUUUUUAAGUUAAAAAUAUGCUCGACUAUUAUUUAUGAUUAACUAGUAUUUAUAUUGUAUUAUUGUGAAGUUUGAUUUAAAAUAGACGUAGGUGAAUACAGAGGAUUAGUUAUCCAAAAUGCAAUUUAUUUUUUAAUGGUUUAUUUUUUUAUACGUAGGUAUGUGUAAUAUAUAUACACUCACAUUUAUACAUCUAUAAUAUAGGUAUGUAUAAUCAUUCCAUCCAGACGGCACAAUAUGCAGACCAACACGUCUUUUUUACGUCCGCUUCAUCUUGCAUGUCCUUGUUUCCACUCUGUGCACAUUUUACUAACCAAACCAGACACAUAAAUAUCGUCUUAGAAUAUUAUUAUUCUAACGUAUUUCUGUACAUGUUUUUAUCAGUUACAAACACCGUGUUUAUAUUUGAUGUUUACAAAGUUAUCGAUACUCGAACAUUGCUUAUAUCGUAUGUAUAAAUUAUACACUUAUGUAUAUUAUACAAACACAUAUACAAAUAUGAACAUGUUGACAUUGCAUUAUAUUAUUAUUAUUAUUAUUAUUAUUCCUGGAUCUGUAAUCUGUAUACGAUAUUACAAUACACUAUUUAGUCAAAACCUCUACACCGGCAUUUUUACAAUUACAAUGUCAAUACUCAAUAAUCUUGCAUAAUAAAGUAUAUUAAUAAUUAACUCACCAAAGUGUGAGUGAUUGUCGUUGUGAAUGUUGAAUAAAUUAAAAUCCAACCUAACCUAUAUAUUUUAAUAAUUUAAUAUUGUGUGAAUUAUAGUAAAUA
This is a messenger RNA of Myzus persicae (green peach aphid), 1366 nucleotides long. RefSeq lists its product as uncharacterized. The record is from RefSeq and is a predicted model, not a curated record. The transcript has 2 exons. NCBI's taxonomy places the organism in Eukaryota, Metazoa, Arthropoda, Insecta, Hemiptera, Aphididae. The annotation marks the transcript as partial.